This is a messenger RNA of Tricharina praecox, 1465 nucleotides long. Its product is annotated as transcription initiation factor IID, 18kD subunit-domain-containing protein. Lineage: Eukaryota; Fungi; Ascomycota; Pezizomycetes; Pezizales; Pyronemataceae. Gene Ontology annotation, cellular component: SAGA complex. The record is from RefSeq and is a predicted model, not a curated record. The transcript is spliced from 2 exons. The coding region runs from base 135 to 1085 and encodes 316 amino acids. Gene Ontology annotation, molecular function: transcription coregulator activity; protein heterodimerization activity. Gene Ontology annotation, biological process: transcription by RNA polymerase II.
CAGCAGCCGUCCCGACUGCUGCGGCGAGCCUGACCCGUACCUCUCACAACUCGACAUCUCCACCUUGCCACAGCUUCAAGUCCACCCAACGCAACCUAACUCAACCCCGCACCCGCCCCACCACCAUCGCAACCAUGGCCGAGAAAGAUAAAUUCAAGUUCAGACUCGAAAUCCAGCAAAUGAUGUUCGUCUCCGGGGAGACGGGCGAGCCGUCGCCGGAGACGACGGGGAUAAUCGAGGAGAUGGUUCGGGGACAAGUCGUAGAGAUGCUCCUGCAGUGUACCCAACUCGCCGCGCGCCGCGGUUCCCGCUCGAUUUCCACCGACGACCUGAUCUUCCUUAUCCGCCAUGACAAAGCCAAAGUCUCGCGCCUACGCACAUAUCUCUCGUGGAAAGACGUUCGGAAGACCGCGCGCGAGCAGGAUCCUGUGGGGGGUGGCGCGGGCGCCGAGCCCGGCGACCUGAUGGAGGAGGCAGCAGCGGGCGUAGGGAGCUCCGGCCCUACGGCGCAGGUCAUCAAGCAGAAGAAGACGAAAGUCGGCCUGCCGUGGGAAGUGAACUCUUUCUUCUCCGAGACGGUUCCGGAGCGCGAGGACGAUGAGGAUGAGGACGAGCUCGAGGCGAACCAGGCGACUCUCCAGAGACUGAAGAAUGCGGAUGAACGCACCCGCGGGAUGACCCGUGAUGAGUAUGUUCACUGGUCUGAGUGCAGACAGGCAUCUUUCACGUUCCGGAAGGGAAAAAGAUUCCGUGAAUGGGCGGGUUUUGGUACCGUCACUGAGGCGAAGCCGCAUGAUGAUAUUGUCGACAUUCUAGGGUUCCUGACGUUCGAAAUCGUACAGACGUUGACGGAGGAGGCGCUCAAGGUCAAGGAACAGGAGGAUGCCGUCGCAAAGCAGAGUAUGCGUACCAAUAAGAAGAGGAAGAGGGAGGAGUUUUUGUUUCACGCGCAGGAAGGGAGGACUCCGGUUGAGGCCCGCCACGUGACCGAGGCGUUCAGGCGGCUGCAGACGCCAAAGCCGAAGAUGAGAGCCAUGAGGAACUUCUCCGGAGGUGCUGUGAAGAGCAGAUUGACUCUGGUGUAGUUUCGAAUCCCUGGUUACUUGGUUUUAUUAUCGGCUUGGAGUUAAUGGAGUUAUUGGGCAUCUGUGUAGCGAUUUUUUUGGAGAGAGAGGGGAGGACGGGAAAACUGUUUUGAUCGGCUCCGUCCAUCUCAGCGUGUCCUAUAUGAAUAGCAAAGCGCGGCAUGGUCAAUAGGUUACCUACAUUGCCUCCAGCUUGCAUGUUCGAUCCAAACAAGUGGAGCGCAGGAGCGUUACGCGCCUAUGAUUCACUGUUGUCUCGAUCCCUCAUCCAACCAUCGUUGCUCCACCAGUCCCAAUCCCUCAAAACCAGUCCGCUACCGGUAGUCAAUUUCCUGUCACCAAUACCGUCCGAUAGAAACAAUGAGAGCCUGUUCGGUACC